Zootermopsis nevadensis is the source of this 6507-nucleotide messenger RNA. RefSeq names its product large proline-rich protein BAG6. Gene Ontology annotation, cellular component: BAT3 complex. The record is from RefSeq and is a predicted model, not a curated record. Gene Ontology annotation, molecular function: misfolded protein binding; polyubiquitin modification-dependent protein binding. Gene Ontology annotation, biological process: ERAD pathway. Lineage: Eukaryota; Metazoa; Arthropoda; Insecta; Blattodea; Termopsidae.
GAAUUUAUUAUCUGUGAUUGCUGUGUAUGGCGGAUUGUGGGGAAGAAGGACAUUUGCUGAUAGUAUCUGCGUAACUGAAUGCGAAUACAUUUAUUAAUCGUAAGAAUUGGACAGUUUUAGCCUUUAUUCCACACUUUUUUGUGUUUGAUUCUGUGAUUACAUACUGCGGGUGAUUGUUGCAGCGUAAUUACUUACACACACAAGUUUUGUUUUAACGGUACAACUAAAUGUCUGACGUAGCUUGCUCCACCUAGAAGUGAAUAGAAUUAAACAUGAUUGAGCUUACAGUGAAGACAUUAGAUUCACAUAAUCAUGGGUUUUCUGUACCAGAUGAUACUACCGUGAAGCAACUGAAAGAGAAAAUUGCUGAAUCGAUCAGUAUUCCUGCAGAUUCUCAGCGGUUGAUUUAUUGUGGAAGGGUGUUGGUAGAUGAAAAAAAUUUGAGUGAAUAUGAUGUCAAUGGCAAGGUCAUUCAUCUUGUGCAUCGGCCUCCACCUCAGGCAGGUCGUCCCAAUGGAAAUAACUCGGGUGGCAGGUCUACUAAUCAGCAACAACGUCGCACAAACCAACAUCACAGACAACCUCGCAUGGAUGGAAAUGCCAUGUAUCUGGGGGCUAUGGCCUUCCCUGCAGAUCUUAUGGAUGCACAAGGUAUACAGCCACCUCAGCCGUCACAUAAUCUCUCACAAAGCCGCUUAAUUGUGGCUCGUCGAAUGAUACGCCGUGCAUCAGCUGUUCUGCAGCGAUUGGAAUGGCCUGGCAUUCAGGAGUCACCAGACCCAGAAAUACCUCCAGAAGAUACUGAGAAUGGGAGUGGUUCGAAUGGAGAGAACAAUGGAAAUGGUGGUAGCGUGCUUACACAAGCUCAGCCCUUUGCUGGCAGCAUUGCUCAGGCUGCACAAGCUGCCACAGCUGCUGCAAUAGCUGCUGCAGUCUCUGCUGCUCAUGCUGCAGGUGUCCCGAACAUCACCAUUGUCCGAGGGGGGCAGCCACAAGGAUCACAGGAGACUGUCAAUAUUCGGAUAGAUGGUUCUGGCAAUGAGGAAGGCACAAGAACUGAGCAAGUCAGCAGUUCGGAGGCCGGAGAGGCUGAUGCACAAGCCACGCAACAGACAUCAGCAGAUGCCAAUUCAAUGUCUGGAAGUGAAAAUCAAAACAGGAGGUCUACAGAGUACCCGAGAACAAAUGACAUGGCAGCCUUGCUAGAUGACUUGAACAAUGUUACUGCACAUAUGCAACCGUAUCUGCAGCAGUACCAUCAACUCAUGCGAGUUGAUCCAGUUCUUGAGGCAGAUUCAACAGCACUCCAAGAGGCCCAGAGAGUGUUCAAUUCUGUGUCAGAAGUGAUGCACUUUCUGUCUCAUGCAUAUCAUGCCAUGAGUGACAUCAUGUGUGAAUUGUCGUGUCCUCCGCCGCGUAAUCUGAGAUGUCGUCCAGUACUUAUUCAACAUUCUGCAUUACUGCAGGCAGGGAUACCAAUUCAGGCUCAGAUUAAUGUAAUGGCAAACAGACCGAAUGCAGGUAACACCUCACAGCCAACUACACAUGCUGAGAAUGAUAAUUCAUCACCACCACCACCACCUCCCACAACUUUGGGACCACCCAGCAGUGGUACUGUGGCUGCUCAGACCGAGACUGCUGCAACCAACGCUAACCAGACUCAAGAUGCACCCCAGACCCAGUCUGCAAGACCUCAUGUUACUACUCAAGCCCAGAAUUCAGAACAAGGCUUUGUUCCUCAACCUACUUUCAACAUUACUCCAGGUAAUGUGGAGUUCUUCAUGGAAGUUGGACCAGGUAGUAUCACUAUUGAUUCUCUGGAAGCAACAGUAGUUACCAAUGGAAAUACAAGUGGACCUUCAGGUGGAGUAGAUCCCAAUGUUGUAGGUGGCAACUUUCCCUGGGGUUCACCACCUCCACCAGAGUUCAUACAUAAUUUGAUGCAAGCUGUAGCAGGACAUGUGAUGAGUCGAACUGGUAAUGUACCAAACACUAAUGGAACUACUCAGGCAGCUGCUGGUGCAGGCGUGAGUGCAGGAGGGCAGAACAGUCAGGCCCGUGGCAACACAGCUACGCACCCCACCACCUCUACGCAAACACGCUCUACUUCACGUCCCCAUGUUCAUCUUGCACCAGCUACUGUGCAAGGCUUAGGUUCAACCAACUUUGAUCCAUUCUUACCAUGCAAUUCACACCAUGUACGGACAUUCAGGCGUAGGCAAAGAAUAGCUCAACAGGCCCAAGAGCAGUUGGCUGCCACUGCAAGUUCAGAACCCCAAGUUGAGGUUCAAGUGUCGGUACAAGUGGCAGAGCAGCCACAGCAGUUGUCACAACCAUCAGAAGAUUCCAGUAGCCAUCCUGCCCAGUCACCACCAUCACCUCAGCCACGACCCACACCCCAGCCCGAACAUCAGUCUCAACCCCCUCCCCCCCCACAGCCACAACAACAGGCUGGCAACCUUUUCAGCUUAAUUUCAAACAUCAUUGGCAAUAUGCGUGGUGGAACACCUGGCAUGGGUAUGGGUUCAUUUUCCUUCCAGAUCCCAACAGCACCACCACCACCAAUGCAUCCUCCUUCACCACCGAGGCCUCCCAACAUGCAGUCAGCUACUGCUGGUGCUGCCUCAGCUCCUGGUGCCGCCUCAACGAACCAAACUCCUGGCUUAUCAUUCCUGUCUUUGAUGAACAUGAUGACCGGCCAAGGAACUUCUGGGGUUGGUGAGACUCCUCCAGUGAUGUCACAAAUGUUUGAGAACUUGUCUAGUGGACUUGGAGGAACAUUUUUUGUGCAAGGCUCCAGUCCAACAUUGGCUGACUUACUGCAGUCUAUUCCUGACCAUUCCUACACAGAAGGAGAGUCUAUCUUUGCUGAUUUAGCCAUGAUAUUGGCACGAAAUUUAACAUUCCAGGAUUUGAUCGCUCAGUGUUUUGGAUAUAUGGCCUCACUGAACAACAUACACCCACAGUUGAGGGAGUUUGUUGGCCAGCGCAUAUUGCAAGGCCAGACACCCACCCCAGAGAACAUAGCCCGAGGUGCAGACAUGCUGAUUAGGGAAAUGAGACCCUACUUUGAUAUUACGCUGGAAGCACGACUUCGAGAUGAAGUAGAUUUGGUUGCUACUGCAAAUCAAUAUAAUCAGAUCCGCCUUCCAGAAGUUAUCACAAUCAUAAUGUCUGAAGGAAAUGAAAACAACUUUGGCCAGGAAGUGUUUCGUUGGUGUCGAAGAUACAUCGGAGAGAUGAGUGCUAUUUUGAUGCAUUGUUGUGUAGAUAAAAUUCAGGGGCUGGAGACAAUAAUGCAGAGUUAUGUGCAACGUCUGACAAGUGGAGUGCAUCCAGCUAUACAGCAGUGGACUGUAGGAAGUUCAAUUACACAUCUACGUACCUAUAUCUCUCAGUUGGAUGUUCCAUUUGAAGAUAUUCAACGAUAUUUGGUGUACCGCAUCCGGGGAACAGCUGAGCCCCCUGUCCCACCACCAGCAUCAGUUUCAGCACAGGAGUCACCAGUUCACGCUGAACAGGUUGAGGCUAGUGCCAUUUCAGAGCCAAUGGAAACAGAUGGAAUUUCAUCUGAAUGCAAUCGAAUUGGUGUGCCGGUUCAAAAUAAGGGUGAACAAGAUCGAGGGCUGACAAUGGACACUGAUAAUCUUCCAGAUGUGUUGUUGGGUUCUGAGACAUGGCACAAUGCCCUGCCUUCUGACUGGGUUCCUAUUAUAGCAAGAGACACACAAAGGCAGCGUAGGCAAAAUCCUCAGCCUCCAUUCAGUGAUGCUUACCUGGCAGGGAUGCCAUCUAAGAGGCGGAAAAUAGUAACUGCAGCAAAACCUCAAGGAAGCCUAAGUAAAAUUAUUGCAGAGAGUGUUGGUAAUGCUGUAGAUGCUGCUGGAGUGGAUGCUGUAACUGGACUGGAAACUGUGACCCAGGUUGCUGGCAAUGAUCCUGAAAUACAAGCAGCAUACAGAGAACAAGUGCGCUUGGCUGUACGGGAAAACUUGGCCAACAAUCCAGACUUCACAGCAGAGCAGUUCCCAAACACUGCAAAAUAUUUUAAGUAGCGAACAGGAACUUUAUUGUAGCAAACAGGAACUUUAUAGAAAUAACUUUAUUUUGCCAUUUGUUAGAUACACCAAGAUAUGUCUGUAAGUACUGCACAGACAACUGACUUGGUUUUGUGUGCCUCUUUAAAAGAAAGUGAGGUCAUUGUCAAAAUAUGUCUGUAUUCCCUUGAAAAUUAAUAGAACAGUGUUACAAGUAUAUUUUGUGUAUUAAUAAAUGAGUCGAGUUUUGAUUAAAAUAGUAGUACACAAUUCCAGUGUUACCAAAUAUUUUGACAGCUUUAUAUAAAGCAGAUACUUUUGUUAUGAGAUGGGAGGUUAGACUUCUUUCCAGAUAUGCUUUUGUACAAUGUUGCCAUCUGCUUAUCUCAUGUUGCUUUUUCUCUAGCAUGUCCUGGAAUUUCCUGCAGACGUUUCUGAAUAUUUGAAUUAUUCUGCUAUGUCUUCCUCAGAUGACUUGCAUUUCCUUGCACCUGUAUACAAAUAAUUACAGAAAUCAGUGUGUUUUAGAAAGAAAAUUGGUAUUUACUUACCAGUACUGAUAUGCUUGUGUUUUAUUAAAUGUUACCAUAUAACUCCAGUACAGCUAAGCUUAUUUUUGCAGGUUGUACAAGAAUUGUAGGCUGUUUCAUACAAACCAAAUAACACAAGCAAGACUUCUGUGCCAAGUUAAAGAGCAGAAACUGUUUAAAUAAAAUGUUCUAUAUAGUUGUGGCACCUAAUUAACUUAUGUGUAUAACAUUACAUGCAAUAGAAAACUGACACGCAAUCAUCUGUCCAAUUGGAUUGUGGUUUGCACAGCAGAUCCUUCCUAAUUAUCUCAUUCAUUUCAUUGUAGGGAAUGGGUUAAUAACUGAAAUUAAUUCAGCUUUAUAUAUGUUAUUCGUAGUUUGUUUUUCAUAUUCUGGGAUGUUAUUCUUGCUGCUAGGUAUGCAGGUCCCUGUGCUUUUGUCUUCACAUUGCACACUUUACUCUCGUCCAUUAGUGAGGAGAAAUGUUGAACAUGCUAUAAGUUAGGAAUAUUUAAAAAUAUUAUUUCAUUGCAUAUAAUAAAAACUCUGACUGUUUUAACUUUAUUUAAUGUGAACUUUGUAAUAAGUUAAUUAUCAAUACUUAGAUAAGGAGUUGAAUGAGGACUGAAAAAUAAUGUAAAUGUGAAAUUAUUAUGAACCCAUUAUAUUCAUCUACAUACCCUACCCAUCUCAUUCUUGAUUUAAUCACCCUAACAUUAUGAAGCUUCUCGCUGUAUAUCAUCUCCAUUCCUGUCACUUAUUUUCACAUAAAUCUUCACCCUUAUAUCAAUUUAAAUACUCAUAAUCAUGUGUAGUAAACUAAAUUUUUAAAGAAGUAUUGAUGAUGUGAAUGAGUUAUACUUAAUGACAGUUCACAUGUGUUCAGCAGAGAAUGUAUUAAAAUUCCAGACCUCUUAACCACCAACCCCAUAACAUAGACUUAAUUUAAUGUACAGGAAUACUGAUUACUGUCUUAAUCUCUCAUACUACUUCCACUUCGAAGUUCAUUAUGUAGGGUUAAUAUUGCUAUCAGCCCAUGAACAUGAGUGUUGCGUUACUUUGAUUUGGAGACUGCUGAUUUAGCAGACUUACCUUAUAUAAAUUAAGUACUGUUAUCAUCUUUCCCAUACUUUCAGGAUUGUUAAAUGGAGGAAUUAUAAAAAUGUUGCCAUUAGCUUAUGAAUUCUAAAUACUUUAUUGUGUGUGACCAGUGCUUAACUCCUCCGCACAAUGUUUUAUAAGAGAUACCAGUACAUUGUACAUCAUAGCUCUGUUUGCAUGUAUUAGCUUGGUUUGUAACAAGUUUUAACUUGAGAGACAAAUCAUUACCUUUAGAUGAAAGCACUGCCCACAUAUACUUUGCUUUCAGUCCAAAUUUUAUAAGAGAAAGUUUUUUUUUUUAAAAUUGUGCUAGGUAACAUAAAUAAAAAGUUUGUGGUCUCCUCUAUAGAAUUGGCAGUAGUUUGAUAUAUAAGCGAAGAUAUCUGACGAAAUAUAUAAUGUAAUGAUAUAAUUAGAUAGACACAUGUCUUUGCAACACUUCGGAUUAAAUAUGUCCACCAGAUCAUAAAGCCAUGUCAAUGAAUGAAAGGUAGUCACAUAAGUUAUAUAUGCAUGCCACAGUUGUUCACCAUGAUGAUAAAUAUUAGAACACCAGUCUGUAUUAUGUUGGUUUACAAGAUUGUGUAUAUGCUGUAAUACUUUCCUCAGACUUAAUAUGGCCAAGUGGUUAGCACUCAUGCUUUGUGUUAGAGAGAUCUUGGUCCAGAUAACUGGCUAUCAUGAGUUUUUUCAUGAUUUUUCUUUGUCACUCCAGGCAUUUGUCAGGAUAGUACCUUAAAUUAGGCCAUGACAACUUCCAUCCAUAUCAUUUCCUACCAUUCAUUGCUGUAUAGUUAGAGCUACUGAAAGCAUUUUCAAAUAAACCAUAGAUAAUGAAA